Cyphellophora europaea CBS 101466 is the source of this 1956-nucleotide messenger RNA. RefSeq lists its product as uncharacterized. Gene Ontology annotation, biological process: carotene catabolic process. The coding region runs from base 1 to 1956 and encodes 651 amino acids. The record is from RefSeq and is a predicted model, not a curated record. NCBI's taxonomy places the organism in Eukaryota, Fungi, Ascomycota, Eurotiomycetes, Chaetothyriales, Cyphellophoraceae. Gene Ontology annotation, molecular function: carotenoid dioxygenase activity. The transcript has a single exon.
AUGCUCAUUCAACGCCGGCCGUUGAGCUCGACGCCACUUCUUGGGAAGCGGAAGAGGGCGGAUGAGCCUCACCCAUAUCUGUCCGGCAACUUUGCACCUGUAUCACGGACACGGCCUUUGACGCCUUGCACAUAUUCUGGAGAGAUCCCAGAAGAGCUUCACGGAGGUGAAUAUGUGAGGAAUGGAGGGUCGCCAGUCUCUAAUCAAGAUCUUGGAAGAGAUGCUCACUGGUUCGAUGGCGACGGGAUGAUCUCUGGAGUGCUGUUUGCCAAAACCCCGAAUGGUGUCAGACCCGAAUUUGUUAACCAGUACGUCUUGACCGAUGUAUACCUCUCAACAGUCUCGUCACCUUCAUUACGAAAACCCAUCCUCCCCAGCAUCGCCACUUUGGUCAACCCAGUGGCGACCUUCAUCAGCAUAACAUUGCACAUCUGCCGAACCCUACUCUUGGUAUUAUUAUCACACUUGCCAGGAUCGCGUCAAGCAAUCAAGAGGAUCUCGGUUGCUAAUACGUCUGUGCUCUUCCAUGACGGUCGAGCUUUGGCAACAUGCGAAUCUGGGCCUCCAAUGCGCAUACGCUUACCAGAUCUCAAGACCGUUGGCUGGUACAACGGCAAGACGGCAGAAGGUGAAGCUGGCGGCGAGGACGGCGCCGGCUUCGGCGGAGAUGGCAUGCUGGGCUUUUUGAAAGAGUUCACUACCGCACAUCCCAAAGUCGAUCCAAGAACGGGCGAGAUGAUUCUCUUUCACUCCACCUUCGCACCGCCUUAUGUGCAUUACUCGAUCGUUCCCGCAACGCAUCCACCAGCAAUACCGGUGACACCGCUGGAAAGGCCAUUGCGUCUGCUGAACGCCAAGGUGCCAGGUAUCAGCUCGGCAAAAAUGAUGCAUGAUUUUGGUGUUGGUCAAUAUUCAACGGUCAUUAUGGAUCUACCAUUGACUCUGGAUCCAAUGAAUAUGAUGAGGAACAAGCCAGUCGUGGCAUAUGAUUCAUCGACCAACUCACGUUUUGGCGUGUUCCCACGUCAUACGCCCGAGCAAGUGCGGUGGUUUGAGGCUAAAGCUUGCUGCAUAUUCCACACAGCCAACACCUGGGAAGACACAUCUUUCGACAGAUCAACUGGUCAGAUGAAAAUCAACACGGUCAACAUGCUGGCAUGUCGAUUGAUGUCUGCUUCUUUGGUCUUCGCAGCCGGCAACCUUCCCAUCCCGGAACCCGUAACAGGCCUUGACAUGGAGGAGGAACAGUGCCGGCUCUAUUAUUACCAGUUCGACAUGACUUCACUCAGCAACGAGAUCACUCACCAAUUCGCCUUGGCUACCAUCAAUUUCGAAUUUCCAAGUACUCGAGAUGAUCGAGCUAUGACCGAGUGCAGAUAUGUCUACGGUUGCUCGACAUCUGCCGGAGGAUUUGGUGCGGCUCUGGGCAAGGCUGCAAAGAUUGAUUGUCUCGCCAAAAUCGACGCCAGAGAAUUGAUCAGACGGGGCAAGAAAGAUCCAAGUCUAACACCCAUCACUGGCCGCGUCGACAACAGAUCCAUGCAGGAGAUUCUGGAUUCCGCAGACCCCGAUGAUCCAAUAAAGAUCUUUCGUCUGCCCUACGGUUGUUUUGCGCAGGAGCCGCGGUUCGUUCCGAGAGCAGGUUCAACAACGGAGGAUGAUGGUUGGCUCUUGACGUACGUCUUUGAUGAGGCCCAGCUCGAUGAAAAUGGUGUUUGCUUUCCAGAUGCCAAGAGUGAACUCUGGAUUAUUGACGCCCGAGAUAUGAAAACUGUGGUAGGCCGGGUUUUUUUGCCACAAAGAGUACCGUAUGGCUUGCAUGGUGUCUGGUGCAGCGAGGCCCAGAUCUCGAGUCAGCGUCCACACGAAACCAUUCGAAGCAUUCACGAGCAGGGACGCAUAGAUAAGGGCGUUUGGUCGAGCACUAGGAAUUGGCUUGAACAUAAGCUUGGCUGA